Messenger RNA from Aspergillus terreus NIH2624, 708 nucleotides. RefSeq lists its product as uncharacterized. The record is from RefSeq and is a predicted model, not a curated record. Bases 1 to 708 code for a protein of 235 amino acids. The transcript is spliced from 3 exons. NCBI's taxonomy places the organism in Eukaryota, Fungi, Ascomycota, Eurotiomycetes, Eurotiales, Aspergillaceae.
AUGGCGGGUGAUGGGCGCGCCGUGCAUGUCGUUUCGAACCAGCCCAUCACACCGAGGAGGGAGAGACCAAGUCUACUGAGAGCCCCAGCGUUAGGUCUAGCUCCCGUGCCUAGGUCUCAUCGACACGACAGAUCACGAAGUCGCGUGGCGGCAGGUAUCUAUCUCGUCCUGCUGACGGCGUCGAUUGCGGUAAUGAUCCUGGCAGUUUUGUUACUCACAGUGCCUUCCGUGAAAGAUGCGGGGAUUGUAACCUUUGAGUUCCAAUGGGAUCUAACGGUACCCCGCGAGCGCCUCCAGCCCCGCUCUGGGAUCGUGUUCGCUCCUGACAUUCCUAAGGUCGUGGAGACAGUUACGAGAGCCGCAGAGCCUACGGGGACCACGAUCAUUACGGAUGAGACGCAAAGUGUCUCUCAAGUGCUCAGUGGUACAGCAUCCACCGUACCAACAGCCACCGACAAGCUACCCGGACGGCCACACUUUGAGACGGGGCUCCCCCGCCAGUUAUCGCUAGGCACGCGGCGGUUCUGUAUCCAGCACGAGCACGAUCGAUGCGAGUGCCAGCCUCUUCCGGUUCAUCUGUCUCGAGCUAUGCCUGAGCUUGCACCAGAGGUCUUGGCGCAUGUGACUGAGCCACUCCAGCACAUCGAGGUCGCUGUGGUGACGCCGGUGACCGAGACAAUCACGCAAAUCCGGACCGGCUGCCCCUAA